Diaporthe amygdali is the source of this 2409-nucleotide messenger RNA. RefSeq lists its product as uncharacterized. Bases 1 to 2409 code for a protein of 802 amino acids. The record is from RefSeq and is a predicted model, not a curated record. The transcript has 2 exons. NCBI's taxonomy places the organism in Eukaryota, Fungi, Ascomycota, Sordariomycetes, Diaporthales, Diaporthaceae. Gene Ontology annotation, cellular component: mitochondrial degradosome. Gene Ontology annotation, biological process: RNA catabolic process; mitochondrial RNA 3'-end processing. Gene Ontology annotation, molecular function: hydrolase activity, acting on acid anhydrides; ATP binding; RNA helicase activity.
AUGAAGUCCCUCUGGAAAACCGCCUGGGCACUUGAACGAAGGUCCCAUGUUCUCCUUCCUGUAGUGUCUGCGGUCCCCAUACCUGCUACCAGACGAGGUCAGAAAUUCACAGGUGCAAGCGGAUAUGGAGGGGAUGAUCGACGAGCUGCCGGGGCGCCAUCCUACCAGACGCUCCAAAAUCUUCGUUCAGACCUCGAAAAUCAGCAAGACAGCGAUGCCUCCUCAACAUCCACUCAGCCGCAGGGCUUCAGGUCCCGGAGCAAACAAGGAGAUCGCUCUCGAUACAACGUGUUCAACAGGCUAGUUUAUGCUCGCUUUGACAUGUUGGUCCGAGAGGGUAGCUUCAAGGACCUAAAGUCGCUAGGCAUACGAUCGGGUCAGGAUUUAGCAAAGGAGGCAUCUCUCUUCCGGAACGUCAUCGACAAGGCUCUUGACUUGGCCACGCGCAAGGGACGUACAGGAAGGCAAGAAAACCCGUAUUUCUGGAGUUGGCGAAAUGCCUUCAUCAACGGCGACAUUGGGGCCCUCUCGACCGAGCUCAAACACUCUUUCACUAGCUUCAUCAUCAGACAACACCUCUCAGAAGAUGCCAUUGCAUGCCAUGAAAGAUUGGCUGACUUCCGUUACCCACAUGAAUGGUUUCCGGCCACGAGGACAAUGCAGAGGAAGAUUCAUUUGCACGUCGGACCAACGAAUUCGGGCAAAACAUACCAUGCCCUGAAGGCAUUAGAAGAGGCCAAGACUGGUGUCUAUGCUGGCCCAUUACGGCUUCUGGCCCAUGAAAUUUAUACGCGAUUCCAGGCGAAGGGCAAGCGCUGUGCUCUGAUCACUGGAGAGGAGCAGAGGAUUCCCGAGGGUGAUGAAAGCUACUUCGCAAGUUGUACGGUCGAGAUGACACCUCUCAACCAACGCGUUGACGUUGCCGUGAUCGACGAGAUCCAGAUGAUUGGGGAUGAAAUGCGAGGAUGGGCUUGGACGCAAGCACUGCUUGGCAUCCAGGCAAAAGAGCUCCAUUUGUGUGGCGAGGAGCGGACAGUGCCACUCAUCCAGGCUAUCUGCGCCAAGAUCGGAGAUGAAGUCGUGGUCCAUCGAUACAAGCGUCUGAGUGGUCUGCAGCCCAUGCAAGAAAGUUUGAAAGGCCGCUUUGAGAAUUUGCGCAAAGGCGAUGCGGUCGUGUCUUUCUCGAGGGUCAACCUGCACACGAUCAAGUCUGGCAUCGAACAGGCGACUGGCAAGAAGUGUGCUAUUGUCUACGGGUCUCUACCCCCUGAAAGCAGAGCUCAGCAGGCUGCCUUGUUCAAUGAUCCUGACAACGACUACGACUUUAUCGCCGCAAGCGAUGCUAUUGGCAUGGGGCUCAACUUGGAAAUCAAACGAGUUGUCUUUGAAGCUGUCACCAAGCAUGAUGGCAAAAAGGUUCGAACGCUGACGAUACCCGAACUCAAGCAGAUCGGCGGCCGGGCCGGAAGAUACAGAACUGUAGCACAGGCGACUCAAGAUCCGGCUGCCACACCGACACCGCCAACGUCCACUGAGAACCCGGUCCUUGAGCCAAAGGGCCCCAAGCCGGAAUCGGGACAAGGGGGUCUUGUGACCACACUGGAAGAGGAAGAUCUCGAAGUCGUUCAUGGCUCCUUCGACGGCGAAGUAGAGCCUCUGAAGACGGCGGGACUUUUCCCACCCACUUUUGUCAUCGAGCGCUUCUCGUCAUAUUUCCCAGCCGGGACACCAUUCUCUUUCAUACUUCUUCGUUUGAGAGAUAUUGCUCGUCUGCCAUCUCUUUAUCACAUGUGCAAUCUCAAGGAUAACAUCGACAUCGCCAAUAUUUUACAAGCCUAUCCGCUAAGCAUUCAUGACCGUUGCAUCUUCCUCACAGCGCCGAUAUCAUUGAAAGAAAAUGGCAUGAUCGCGGUGCUCAGGGCUUUGGCGUCCCGCGUGGCGCACAACGACAGCGGCAAACUGCUUGACAUCAAGGAGUUCAACCUCGAAAUCCUCGACUACACCCUUGAUAAUUACCCGCAAGGUCGCGCGGUGUACUUGAAGCAACUGGAGGCCCUGCAUAAAUGCUUGACAUUGUAUUUGUGGCUGAGCUACCGCUACGUUGGCAUCUUCCAAAGCCAGGCUCUUGCCUUCCACGUCAAGUCGAUGGUGGAGGAGAGGAUCAACGAGUAUCUAGAGAAGCUCGACUACUCGCCCGAAGCCAGAAGGGAGCGGGUGCGGCAGAUGCGGAAGGAAGCUACCAGAAAGGAGCGCAUUGCUCUAAAGGUGUUGAGCGAUGGGGAGGACGACGAUCUUGAGCAAGAACAGGAGACGGUUGGUGACUGGACUGUGGAGGGCCACGAGGAGCCGCUUCUCAACGGCAUGGGCGAGGCGGAAAAGAUCCCGCAUACACGUGAAGUAACCCCAUGA